This is a messenger RNA of Gasterosteus aculeatus aculeatus (three-spined stickleback), 1697 nucleotides long. Its product is annotated as ecto-ADP-ribosyltransferase 3. Gene Ontology annotation, molecular function: NAD+-protein-arginine ADP-ribosyltransferase activity; NAD+ poly-ADP-ribosyltransferase activity. The record is from RefSeq and is a predicted model, not a curated record. Lineage: Eukaryota; Metazoa; Chordata; Actinopteri; Perciformes; Gasterosteidae.
AACACUAAAUGCUCCAGCUUUGACUCACCAGAGUCAAGUUUCUGCACAUUCAGGUGUCAAUCUAUUUAUCCACACAAAAGCAUAACACAAGAAGAAGAAGUUUCUCAACACCAUGGCCCCCCAAGACAUGCUGUUUCCUUCCACAGGAAAAAGGCGUUGCUGGUGUGAUAUGUUUUUACUUCCACAAAGACUGCUGAAAGUUAUUUCGCCCAUGCCCUCUGAUGAACGCAGACUAGAUUUUUGCUCCAAGGAAUUGACUUUCCCUGCUUAAGGUCUGAACAGAUAGAGGAAAAGAAACACCCUUAAAAUGUGUGACAUAAGAAAAAUGCUUCUUGCUGCACUUCUUUUCUACUUCCAAGAGAACGCAGGGACCACAAAGCUGCUGGACAUGGCCCCAGAUGCUGUAGAUUACGUGUACGAUGGAUGCCGUAAAGAGGCAACGGAGAAGUUUAUCCAUUCAGGACUCUUAGAACAAGAGCUAAAGAACAAUGUGCCAUUCAAGCAUUCAUGGGGUACAACUUGUUCAAAGCAGAUCCCUGGAGGAACAAAAGAACAUACUGCUGCACUGUCGGCAUACGCUGAUGGGAGUGAAGAUUUUACAAAUGCAUUCGACAAUGAAGUAAAGACACUGGGCGUAAACGUGAGCACCUAUGAAGACCGCUUCCAAUUCAAGUCCCUCCACUUUCUUCUCAUGGAUUCAAUGUUUCUGCUGAGGACAAAAAAGUGCAAGCCUCUGUAUUUUGUCAAGGAAAAAGAAUAUACGGCACAAAAGGGCUCAAAGGUGAGAUUUGGAAAGUUCGUCAAAGUUGAUUCAAGUUACAGUAUGCUAUGGAAAAAUGAUGAUUUGGAGGGUAUGGUCCUGUUUAAUAUCACUUCUUGCUUCUUUGUUAACCUGGGAAAGAACAUUUGCAGUAAAGACAAUAGCAUGUCCCUCAUAUCUCCAGCUGAAGUAUUCACUGUGGAAGCAGUAAAUGAAAAAAUAGACGAUAUAAAUGAGUCUGAAUACACAGAGAUUGUUUUGCAACACUUACAACUGGGCAAUGCGGACAUCUGUUCCAGUCUGUCAGGAUCCCGAGCUAAUGUCGCCUCCCAGUGGAUUGUGGUGACGCUUGUGGCGUUAUCUCUCUUGAUCUUUAGCUUUUGAGAACAAAUGAAAAACAAUUAGCACGAUGCUAUUUCUGUUCUGCUCUGACACACACACUGUUUAUCACCGUCAUAUCACUGUUUUUGAAAGGCUUAAAACACAUUAACUUUAUAACAUCAGCAGAUACUGUAUAUAUGCUGGAAUCAAUCAUUAUGAGAAAGGUAUUUCUUUUCUUUUCUUAUUUACUUUUGGGGGGAAUUUCGUAUAUUGGUCGGUUGAGGCUGACAAACAUAAUGGAAACUUGGUUUUGUCCUCAAUUCAUGUUUUAGUAAAUCAUUUUUUUCUUCUUGUGAUAAUGAUAACAGCCGGAACAUUUCCCAGAAUUACAGCAUGUGUUAUGAUUAUGACAAUAUUGAGUGCAAAGUGGCUUCAGUAGAAGUUGCCACACACAUAGAAUGCUGUGUCGUCAAGAGGAGAAUUGAUUUUUUCAUUUGUAAAUGUAAUGUGUUUAUAUAACUUGUAGUCUCCAAUUCAGUAAAUGUUUUACAGUUUUUAUAGUUAAUCUAUAUAGCAUCUAUCAAUCUAUAACACUCAAAUAAACAAUUCACCACAA